AUGGACACAAAGGUGCUUUCUUCCGGAAUCCAGUACUCAACACUGCCGGAGAGUUACAUCCGACCGGAAUCGGAGCGACCUCGUCUCUCCGAAGUGUGGGAGUGCGAGGAUGUUCCAAUAAUCGAUUUGGGUUCCGAAAACAGAGCCCAGGUUGUGCAUAAAAUCGGUGAAGCGUGCAGGUUAUACGGGUUUUUCCAGGUGAUUAAUCACGGGGUGGCGGUAGAAGCGGUGAGGGAAAUGACAGAGGUGGCACAUGGUUUCUUCAAGUUGCCAGUGGAGGAGAAACUGAAGGUGUACUCCGAAGACCCUUCUAAGACAAUGAGAUUAUCCACAAGUUUCAAUGUGAGAAAAGAGACAGUGCAUAAUUGGAGAGAUUAUCUUAGACUUCACUGCCAUCCAUUAGACAAAUAUGUUCCUGAAUGGCCCUCUAAUCCUCCCUCUUUCAAGGAAAAUACGAGAAAAUACUGCGAAGAGGUUAGGGAAUUGGGGUUGAGAAUAGAGGGAUACAUUUCAGAGAGUUUGGGGUUAGAGAAAGAUUACAUAAAGAAUGUGUUGGGUGAACAAGGGCAACACAUGGCAGUGAACUACUAUCCAGCGUGCCCACAACCAGAACUCACCUAUGGCUUGCCAGGCCACACUGACCCAAAUGCACUCACGAUUCUGCUCCAAGAUCUCAACGUUGCUGGCCUUCAAGUUCUCAAAGAUGGAAACUGGCUCUCUGUUAAACCCCAACCUCAUGCCUUUGUCAUUAACAUAGGCGAUCAACUCCAGGCUUUGAGUAAUGGGCUUUAUAAGAGUGUAUGGCACCGUGCUGUUGUCAAUGUUGACAAGCCCAGGCUUUCCGUGGCUUCAUUUCUGUGUCCAAGCGAAGAGGCAUUAAUAAGCCCUGCGAAACCACUCACUGAAGAUGGAUCUGGACCCGUAUACAGAGGAUAUACGUAUGCUGAAUAUUAUAAGCAGUUUUGGAGCAGGAACUUGGACCAAGAACACUGUUUGGAACUUUUCAAGAACAAGUAA
This is a messenger RNA of Sphenostylis stenocarpa, 1017 nucleotides long. NCBI's taxonomy places the organism in Eukaryota, Viridiplantae, Streptophyta, Magnoliopsida, Fabales, Fabaceae. The record is from the annotation of a GenBank genome assembly.